Messenger RNA from Dunckerocampus dactyliophorus (ringed pipefish), 3944 nucleotides. RefSeq names its product motilin receptor (gene mlnr). Gene Ontology annotation, cellular component: plasma membrane. Gene Ontology annotation, molecular function: G protein-coupled peptide receptor activity. Gene Ontology annotation, biological process: G protein-coupled receptor signaling pathway. The transcript is spliced from 2 exons. Bases 1 to 1104 code for a protein of 367 amino acids. The record is from RefSeq and is a predicted model, not a curated record. NCBI's taxonomy places the organism in Eukaryota, Metazoa, Chordata, Actinopteri, Syngnathiformes, Syngnathidae.
AUGCCCUGGACCAGACCCCAGGUGGAGCUCCAGGCGGGCGCGGCCGAGGCCCCGGAGUCGCCCAUGGUGCGGGACCACCACUACGAGGGCUCGCUGUUCCCCACCUCCACCCUCAUCCUCGUCACCGUCAUCUGCAUGGUCAUCUUCAUCGUGGGCGUGACGGGCAACACCAUGACCAUCCUCAUCAUCCAGCACUUCAAGGACAUGAAGACCACCACCAACCUGUACCUGUCCAGCAUGGCCGUGUCCGACCUGGUCAUCUUCCUGUGCCUGCCCUUUGACCUGUACCGCCUGUGGAAGUACGUGCCGUGGCUGUUUGGCGAGGCCGUGUGCCUGCUGUACCACUACAUCUUCGAGGGCUGCACGUCGGCCACCAUCUUGCACAUCACGGCACUCAGCGUAGAGCGCUACCUGGCCAUCAGCUUCCCGCUCAGGGCCAAGGCGGUGGUGACCAAGCGGCGGGUGCAGUACAUCAUCGCCGCCCUGUGGGGCUUCGCCCUGGCGUCGGCGGCGCCCACGCUCUUCCUGGUGGGCGUGGAGUACGACAACGACACGCGGGCCGACCUGACCGCGGGCCAGUGCAAGCACACGGGCGACGCCAUCAGCUCGGGCCAGCUGCACAUCAUGCUGUGGGUGUCCACCGGCUACUUCUUCUGCCCCAUGCUCUGCCUCGUCUUCCUCUACGGCUCCAUCGGGUGCAAGCUGUGGAAGAGCAAGAGCGACGUGCAGGGCCCGUGCACCUUGGCCCGCGAACGCUCGCACAGGCAGACCGUCAAGAUCCUGGUGGUGGUGGUGCUGGCCUUCAUCAUCUGCUGGCUGCCCUACCACAUUGGACGCAACCUCUUCGCCCAGGUGGACGACUACGACACGGCCUUGCUGAGCCAGAACUUCAACGUGGCCUCCAUGGUGCUCUGCUACCUGAGCGCCUCCAUCAACCCGGUGGUCUACAACCUGAUGUCACGCAAGUACCGCGCCGCCGCUAAGCGCCUCUUCCUGCUGCACCGCCACCCCCGAGGGGCCCGCCUUCGCCGCCACGCCCGCCAAAGGCAGCUGAGCGCCGUGGAGCACAUGGCCACACUUGACGAGAGCCUGACAGGUGUGUGAGCAGGAGGAAGAAGAUGGACGUUUGCGGCAUCAAAAGAGGGCUGAAUUUUCUACCAUUUCUUGGUUCACAAAAGAAAUCAAAUAAGUCCAAUAGAGAAAUAUCACCUGAUUUAUACAUAAACUCAUUCAUUAUUAGCAUCAUUCUUUAUGCUAAUGUUUCAAUUUGUGCUCCUGCCUUUUCACAUUUUAGUCUUUUUUUUUUUUUAAGUAAAAUGUGCCAACGGACAUUCUUUAAAAAAUAACAAAAAAAUAGAAUUGCUGUCGCUUAAAUUAGUGUCAAAUAUCAAAGCUACACAAAAAGUGACACAAUUGAUCCAAAAAAGAUUUUUUAUUUUUCUGCCAAAGUUAAAAAAAAACAAAACAUGUUUCCUCCUACAUGGACGUUUACUUUUCAGACAUGUUGGCAGUGUUGAAUAAAAAUACCACAGGUCAAAUGUGCCACAGGAUAUUCUUAAAAAAAAAAAAAAAAAAGUCGAAUCCCUGUUCCUUAAAUUAGUCUGAAGUGUCAAAGCGACACCAAAAGUCACACAUUUGAUCCUCGUGACCAAAAAUGUCUCAUUGAAAUGUCCUUUGUCCAACAUAAACUAUUGCAAUUCUUUAUAUUAACAUUUAAAUGUGAAUUAGUGGCUUUGCAAUUUUCAUUUUCAUUUUUGCCAAGGUUGAAAAACAAUUGUUUGGUUGCUUCUUCCUCCCGCGACCCAAAUUAAGCGGCAUUGAGGAUGGAUGGAAGGAUGGAUGGAUGGUUGCUUCUUCCUCCAUGGACAUUUUCCUCCAUUCACUUUUUAUCAUUUUGAAUGAGUAUAGGUUAAAUUUGCCAGAGUAUAUAUUUUUUAUUUAGUUGCUUUAUUUAAAAUCUGUUUUCUUAAAUUAGCCUAAAAUGUCAAAGCUGGACAAAAAGUGACACCAUUAUUCCUGAUGACCAAAAAUGUCCCAUUGAAAAUAUCCAUUUUUAAUCCCUCACUUAUCUGCACAUACACUAAUGCAGUCCUUUUCUGUUUGGACUCCUGGCUUUCCAGUUAGUAUUUUGCAUAUUUAUCUAUAUUGAUCGUGUUUAUUUCCUAUUGAAAGCAUGCAGCCAAAUGCUUCAUGUUAGUGUUUUCUGCAAGGGUGAUGAUAACGAUGAAUGAGAAGUUGGUUUCCAUGAGCUGCUUGGAGAAUAUUCCCCGUUUACACAAUGCCAACGGAAUCAUGUCCACAAACGUUAUCAAAAUCUGCAGAUUUUAAUGUCACAAACCUGCAAACGUAUGACAUUUUCCGCACACGCUACCGCUGCUGCCGUCUACGGACGUAACUCACGAUUUCCAAUAAAUGCAAAACUAUUACGUUUGCGGUGAACUUUCAAUGUUGUGAUAACUUUCCACAGAUGUAAUAAGACCAUGAAUGGUGGUCUUUGUGUUGGUUGGGGGGGGGGGCUCAGCUUUCAACAAUAAAGUUAUACAUUUAGAAGAGCCAAGUCAUACAUUUACGAGAAAAGUCUUAAAUUUACAAGAAAAAAAUGCCGUAAUAUUACGAGAAUAAAGUGGUGAAUUUACAGGAAUAAAUUCAGAAAUUUAGGAGGAAAAAAGAAAAAAUGCCGUAUUAUUACGAGAAUAAAGUCAAUUUACGGGUAUAAAGUCAUACAUUUAGGAGGGAAGAAAAAGUCGCAAAUUUACAAUAAAAAAAAUGCCACAACAUUACGAGAAUAAAGCCGCAGAUUUAAAGUGGUAAUAUCACGUGUCGUGCGUGUCGGAGGGAAAAUAGAGCACAGCUCUUCAGGAAGGAAGGAAACUUUAUUUAUAACGUGGCAGCAAAACAGAGCAGUUGAGCAUUUAGAUUAGCAUGGCUAGCCCUUCUCACUUCCGCCUUCCUUGCCCCACUCCUUCCACAUGCCCAAGGCAAAAGGUCACAUAAGUCCCCCCUUGUCAUAGCUGUCUAAUGCAAUGCCUGUUACGACGGAGUAUUAAAAUAAUCUGGGAUUUUAAAUAAAAUAAAGUCGCAAAUGUGUGAGAAAAAAGUUGUAACUUUACGUUACGUUAAGUUACGUUACAUGUCUUCUAAACACUAUUCCAUGAUAGCGACAAGGCUGUAAAUGUCAUAUAACCAUUAUAUAAACAUCUUUUCACAGCCAUAUGUAUGUUUGCUGUGGGGCUGCGGCUGAUGAAAUAUAAACCAAAUCAGGCUAUAAAGGCCCCCCUUUUACGCUCAUUAAGAAGCCGAUUCAAAACAAUUGAAGGAUAAGCAACUCCAAAGUAAUUUCCACUUACUGUCCUGUGUUUUGAAGGUGGACAAUCUUGGUCCAUGCCUAAAGGCUUAUGUCCACGUUCUACAAGUUCUCUAUUUCAUCUCCAAAUGUUCCUCCCUAUUUGGAAACUCUUGACACAUCAGUCACAUCUUGGCUAAAAUGGCCUCACACGCGGCCAUGUUUGUUCACCUGAGUGAUCGCGCCCCGAUGAGCUUCUAAUAAUGACAAACAAUAUGUAACACAUGUACGCAAAGUUGAUCAAUGCUGUCAGGGAGCCUUUAAGGGAGAUACCGUACAUGUUUACGCUACUUAGACGUGUGUUCACAUGCUUCUUAUCAUAUAGCCUCAUUGUGGGUAAGGUGUUGUUUACAUGCGGGUCUUUCAUUAUUGCCAUUUGAAUGGUUGGUGUCCACUCUGAGAGCUUUGCUAUGUUGUGUGAUAAGAAUUUGAUGCUCAAUGGAAAAGUUGUCAUCCAUUUCCAUGGCAAAUAAACUUGGUGGAAACAAGCAUUGUAAAUAUUCCUUUUUUAUGGUAACGUCAAUGGAAAGUGUUUGACGGCGCUAUCUGCAGGGGGAAAUUAGUACUGCAGCUGUGAAUCCAGCAGAGUCAGGGACCUUUA